GACUCUCUCUGUUUCAUCUCUCUCGCUCUCUCGAAGUUUCAAGUUCGACUAUGGCAGCAGCGAUGUCUUCUUCUUGCUGCGCUUCUUCCCUCCGUUUCAUCCCAUUCAAACGGACUUUGUUUUCUUCUAUCCAUUUUCCGGCCAAAACCCUUAUUCUACGACCACUAAAACCGUCGGAAAUUCCUUCCUUUCGCCGGACGAUCAUCACGUUCCAGAAAAUUUCAACCGGAAUCGUUCCUCCUCUAUCAGCUUCAUCAUCAUCUCCGUCGAGCUCUGGAGACCUUCAACCAAUCGAAGAGCUACCUCCGAAGCUACAAGAAAUCGUCAAGCUUUUCCAAUCGGUACAAGAGCCAAAGGCUAAAUACGAGCAGCUUCUGUUCUACGGGAAGAAUCUGAAACCACUCGAUUCUCAAUUCAAGACGAGGGAGAAUAAAGUUGAAGGAUGUGUUUCUCAGGUUUGGGUUAGGGCUUUCUUCGAUGAGCAACGUAAUGUUGUGUAUGAAGCUGAUUCUGAUUCGCUUCUCACUAAAGGUUUAGCUGCUCUAUUAGUCCAGGGUUUAUCUGGAAGACCUGUGCCUGAGAUUUUGAGGAUUUCACCUGAUUUCGCUCUUCUUCUCGGUUUGCAGCAGAGUCUGACUCCUUCUAGAAGCAAUGGUUUCCUUAAUAUGCUUAAGUUGAUGCAGAAAAAGGCUCUUCAUUUGGAAGUCAAAGGUGAGGAAGAUUCAAGUUCUGAAUCCAGCUUUGUAUCUACUCCUGAGACUAAGGACGAAGCUAGUGUUCCAGAGGUGGAUUCGGAGUCCAAACCUGGUCUAGUUGAGGAUUUGGGAACAGAAAAGAUUGAUGAUUCUGAUAGUGGGUCUAAUGGUGUUGCUUUAGGGAGUAGAGGGAUGAGGAUAAGAGAGAGAUUGGAGAAGGAGUUGAAUCCUGUUGAGUUAGAAGUUGAAGAUGUUUCUUACCAGCAUGCAGGACAUGCUGCUGUUAGAGGUAGUGCUGGUGAUGAUGGGGAAACACAUUUCAACUUGCGAAUCGUUUCGGAUGCUUUCCAAGGUAAAAGCUUGGUCAAGAGACAUAGGCUGAUAUAUGACUUGUUGCAAGAGGAGUUGAAGAGCGGGUUACAUGCUCUCUCUAUUGUGGCAAAGACUCCUGCUGAGGUUUGAGGGUGUAGCAAUGGAAGAAUUCAGGUCCAGAUUCUUUUACUUCUCUAGGUCCAUUUGCUUUUGGAUUUUGUUCUCUGGACCUUUUAAUAAUGUUGAGGCUUGAGA
Messenger RNA from Arabidopsis arenosa, 1262 nucleotides. Lineage: Eukaryota; Viridiplantae; Streptophyta; Magnoliopsida; Brassicales; Brassicaceae. The record is from the annotation of a GenBank genome assembly.